Messenger RNA from Cinclus cinclus, 5037 nucleotides. RefSeq names its product transient receptor potential cation channel subfamily M member 1 (gene TRPM1). The record is from RefSeq and is a predicted model, not a curated record. Gene Ontology annotation, biological process: calcium ion transport into cytosol; protein tetramerization. Gene Ontology annotation, molecular function: calcium channel activity. The coding region runs from base 1 to 5037 and encodes 1678 amino acids. Lineage: Eukaryota; Metazoa; Chordata; Aves; Passeriformes; Cinclidae. Gene Ontology annotation, cellular component: membrane. The transcript has 28 exons.
AUGGAGGGGAUUAAGAAAGGAAAGUUCACAGGUUCCUUACGGAGGAUGAGUGGCUCCUUCAAACGCACUUCAUUUAAAGGUUCAGCAUCUGGAUCACAGAAGGGUCAGAAGGCUUGGAUAGAGAAGACCUUUUCUAAAAGAGAAUGCAUCUAUGUAAUUCCCAACAACAAAGACGCUACCAGGUGCUGCUGUGGCCAGCUCAUUAACCAACAUAUUCCACCUCCUCCAAGUAUAACAGCUAAUAAAAAUGAAGAAGAAACAAAGCAAGUGGAAGCUCAGCCAGAGAAAUGGUCUGUCAAUAAACACACCCAAGCAUACCCAACUGAUGCCUAUGGAAACCUGGAAUUCCAGGGAGGAGGACAUUCAAAUAAGGCUAUGUACAUCCGUGUGUCGUAUGACACUAAACCAGAUUCUCUGCUGCAUCUCAUGGUGAAAGACUGGCAACUGGAACUGCCCAAACUCUUAAUCUCUGUCCAUGGAGGCCUCCAGAACUUUGAAAUGCAACCAAAAUUAAAGCAAGUGUUUGGAAAAGGUCUGAUAAAGGCUGCCAUGACCACAGGAGCUUGGAUUUUCACUGGUGGUGUUAGUACAGGUGUCAUUCGUCAUGUGGGAGAUGCCUUGAAAGAUCAUUCUUCCAAAUCCAGAGGACGAAUAUGUGCUGUAGGAAUUGCACCAUGGGGCAUUGUAGAAAACAAGGAAGAUCUAAUAGGAAGAGAUGUAACACGAGUUUAUCAAACAAUGUCAAACCCUCUAAGUAAGCUCUCUGUGCUCAACAGUUCCCACACCCACUUCAUUCUGGCAGACAAUGGCACAUUAGGUAAAUAUGGAGCUGAAGUAAAAUUACGGCGUCAGUUGGAAAAACACAUUUCCCUUCAGAAAAUUAACACACGACUGGGGCAAGGUGUUCCUGUAGUUGGGCUUAUAGUGGAAGGAGGUCCCAAUGUGAUAUCCAUUGUCUUGGAGUGUCUGCGGGAAGACCCUCCUCUCCCAGUUGUAAUCUGUGAUGGCAGCGGGCGAGCGUCUGACAUUCUGUCAUUUGCACACAAGUAUUCAGAAGAAGGAGGGAUAAUAAAUGAAUCCCUUAGGGACCAACUUCUAGUUACCAUCCAGAAAACCUUUAACUACAACAGAAAUCAAGCUCAUCAGCUAUUCGUCAUUCUUAUGGAGUGCAUGAAAAAAAAAGAACUUAUCACCGUGUUCCGCAUGGGCUCAGAAGGACAGCAUGACAUUGAGAUGUCCAUCCUAACUGCUCUCCUCAAAGGUACCAAUGCAUCUGCUCCAGACCAGCUCAGCCUGGCUUUGGCCUGGAAUCGUGUAGAUAUUGCACGCAGCCAAAUCUUUGUCUUUGGACACCACUGGCCACCUUUAGGAAGCCUUACAGCUCCUGAUGGUACAGCUCCUGAGAAGGAAAAGAAAUCUCCAGCACCUCAGACUAAAGCAGGCAGAGGGAAAGGAAAAGGGAAGAAAAAGGGAGGAAAAGCAAAAGAAGAACCAGAAGAAGAAACAGACCCAAGAAAACUUGAACUCCUGAACUGGGUGAACUCCCUGGAGCAGGCUAUGCUGGAUGCACUGGUCCUGGAUCGAGUGGACUUUGUGAAACUGCUGAUUGAGAAUGGAGUGAACAUGCAGCACUUCCUGACUAUUCCUCGCCUGGAGGAGCUUUAUAAUACUAGACUGGGUCCACCAAAUACGCUGCAUUUGCUAGUCAGAGAUGUGAAAAAGCGGCAAUCCCGGGGAUUCAGUUGGGUUAACCUGGAGGGAAAUCUUCCACCAGAUUAUCAUAUCAGCCUAAUAGAUAUUGGUCUUGUCCUGGAAUAUCUCAUGGGUGGAGCCUAUCGCUGCAACUAUACUCGGAAAAGUUUUCGGACUCUUUAUAAUAAUUUAUUUGGACCAAAGAGGCCAAAAGCUCUUAAACUACUGGGGAUGGAGGAUGAUGAGCCUCCCACCAAAGGGAAGAAAAAAAAGAAAAAAAAGGAGGAGGAGAUUGAUAUUGAUGUGGAUGACCCAGAAGUCAGCCGCUUUCAGUACCCCUUUCAUGAGCUGAUGGUGUGGGCUGUGCUCAUGAAACGGCAGAAGAUGGCCUUGUUCCUUUGGCAACGAGGAGAGGAAUCCAUGGCCAAGGCACUUGUGGCUUGUAAACUGUACAAGUCUAUGGCCCAUGAGUCUUCAGAGAGUGAGCUGGUGGAUGACAUCUCUCAGGAUCUGGACAACAACUCAAAAGAUUUUGGCCAGUUGGCUGUUGAACUCUUGGAUCAGUCCUAUAAACAUGAUGAGCAGAUUGCCAUGAAACUGCUGACAUAUGAACUGAAAAACUGGAGUAAUUCUACCUGCCUGAAGUUGGCCGUGGCAGCUAAACACAGGGACUUCAUUGCUCAUACCUGCAGCCAGAUGCUGCUAACAGAUAUGUGGAUGGGGCGACUGCGCAUGCGGAAAAACCCCGGCCUUAAGGUUAUAAUGGGAAUUCUCUUCCCUCCCACCAUCCUUUUCCUAGAGUAUCGGAGUUACGAUGACUAUUCCUACCAGACAUCAAAAGAAAAUGAGGAAGGCAAAGAAAAAGAGGAGGAAAAUGCGGAUGCAAAUGCAGAUACAGGCUCUCGAAAAGGGGAUGAAGAGAAUGGAAAGAAAAAACAACAGAGCCUUCCAAUUGGAACAAAGAUCUAUGAAUUCUAUAAUGCACCUAUUGUCAAAUUUUGGUUCUACACAAUAUCAUACCUUGGUUACUUGAUGUUAUUUAAUUACAUCAUCUUGGUGCGGAUGGAACGGUGGCCAUCAGUCCAGGAAUGGAUUGUCAUCUCCUACAUUGUGACAUUGGCUUUGGAGAAAGUCAGAGAGAUUCUGAUGUCAGAGCCUGGCAAGCUGAGCCAAAAAAUCAAAGUUUGGCUCCAAGAAUACUGGAAUAUUACUGACCUGGUGGCUAUUUCAGUAUUCAUCAUAGGAGCAAUUCUUCGCCUGCAAAACCAGCCUUACAUGGGUUAUGGAAGAGUGAUUUACUGUGUAGAUAUCAUCUUCUGGUACAUUAGAGUACUAGAUAUCUUUGGUGUGAACAAAUACCUGGGACCUUACGUCAUGAUGAUUGGAAAGAUGAUGAUUGACAUGCUGUACUUUGUGGUCAUCAUGCUUGUGGUUCUGAUGAGCUUUGGAGUAGCUCGUCAGGCUAUCCUGCACCCAGAUGAGGAGCCCUCCUGGAGACUGGCCCGCAACAUCUUCUACAUGCCCUACUGGAUGAUCUAUGGAGAGGUGUUCGCUGACCAGAUAGACCGUAAGAGUAGAAUUCAUAUCUAUGCCAUGGAAAUCAAUCCUCCUUGUGGGGACAAUCUUUAUGAUGAUGAUGGUAAACGCCUCCCUCCCUGCAUCCCAGGGGCCUGGCUCACUCCUGCUAUUAUGGCCUGUUACCUUUUGGUAGCAAAUAUCCUGUUGGUAAACCUGCUGAUUGCUGUCUUCAACAAUACCUUCUUUGAGGUAAAAUCAAUAUCCAACCAAGUCUGGAAGUUCCAGCGGUACCAGCUGAUCAUGACAUUCCAUGACAGACCUGUCCUGCCACCACCGAUGAUUAUCUUCAGCCACAUCUACAUAAUCAUCAAGCGGAUCUGCUGCCGCUGCAAGAAGGGUGAUGGAGACCAGGACGAGCGUGACAGGGGACUGAAGUUAUUUCUGAGUGAUGAAGAGCUAAAAAAGCUGUAUGAAUUUGAAGAGCAGUGUGUAGAAGAAUACUUCCAGGAGAAGGAGGAUGAGCAGCAGUCAUCUAAUGAUGAACGCAUCAGAGUUACCUCUGAAAGAGUUGAAAAUAUGUCUAUGAGGCUGGAAGAAGUGAAUGAGAGAGAGCAUUUUAUGAAAGCUUCUCUCCAGACAGUCGACCUGCGGCUCUCUCAGCUGGAAGAGCUCUCUGGUCGGAUGGUGAAUGCUCUGGAGAAGCUGGCGGGCAUCGACAAAUCCGAGCUGACGUACACGCGCUCGCGGGCUUCGUCGGAGUGUGAUGCUGCUUAUCUCCUGAGGCAGAGCAGUGUGAACAGCUCGGAUGGCUACAGCAUGUACAGAUACCACAUCAGUGGUGAUGAGCUGACCUAUGAUGACAGCACCACACCUAUGUCACCAGCCAUGCGUAAAAAAGCCCACUCUAUUGGUACCAAAGAAGAUGGAGCGGAUCCAAGGACGCUGGUUCCAGAACACCAAACUGGACUCCAUAGCUCUAGUGCUAAUGCAAUCACUACAGGAGAUCACGGUAAAUCUACACUAGAAAUUGCACAGAAUGUUUCCAGACCCCAUUCUGGUUCAGGUGGUUUGGGGAGUGAAAAGUGGGGGGUUUUCAGUACCGAUGGAAUGAUUCCUAAAAGUGUAAACCAGAUGAAUGCUGUUACGAACAGUCAGUCAGUUGCAGGACUGGAUUUUCAGAACACUCAGCUAAAAGUAGAACGUACCAAGUUAGAAGCGACUGUCUCUUAUCCCUUGGACAAAUCCAAAGCAAUGCGCUAUUUUCCUCAUGAAACUUUCAGUGCUUGUCAAACCACUAUGAUGAAGUCAAGGAGCUUUAUAUUUGCACAAGGUGGAAAGCUAGUUGGAGGAGUUAACAACUGGACCUCAGAGUAUAGUACCAUUAUGGAUCAGGUGUGCCCUUCUACAAUUGAACAGUGGGCCACGGAGUGGAAAUAUGAAGUUGAGCAGCAGCUUUCUCAAGAGCGUCCUCCAGAGUACCCUGGGUUGAUCUCUGAAGCAGAAAGGCAAGCAGAGGAGAAGCAGAUGGACACAGAUGAUGAUAGUAAUGUUGGUGAAGCAGGUAUGAGUGCCUCUUACACCUCUAUGCCUGCUACUGUCAAGGCUGAGAAGGAGAAUUUACUCUCAGUAAAGCCAGAAAGGACUUCUGGGUUCCCAUCAGUGCGUUCCAAGAGUUUGCACAGCCAUUCCCGGAAAGCCAAGUCUGUAAAGGACAAAUUAAAUAGACCAGGACAUGCCAGCAGUGUAACUAAUUUGGUGGUAGCAUUUGGCAGUGCAGCGGAACAGAAAACCAGGCAAGAAAAUGCAUCCACAGAAACUGAAUGUUGA